UUUUUGAUACUUUACCACCAAUGCGCUAUCAGGAAACAAUGAGUACAAUCCGGACAUGGAUCCAGGAGUCAGAAAAGAAACUCUCUAUACCUCAUCUUACUGUUACUGAAUAUGAAAUAAUGGAGCAGAGACUCGGGAAAUUACAGGCUUUGCAAAGUUCCUUAAAAGAGCACCAGAAUGGCUUCAACUAUCUGAGCACUACUGUGAAGGAAAUGGCCAAGAAAGCACCUUCAGAAAUAAGCCAGAAAUAUCAGUCAGAAUUUGAAGAGGUUGAGGGGCGUUGGAAGAAGCUCUCCAAACAGCUGACAGAAUAUUGCCAAAAGCUAGAAGAACAUAUGAAUAAACUUCGAAAAAUUCAG
This is a messenger RNA of Psammomys obesus (fat sand rat), 359 nucleotides long. Its product is annotated as dystrophin-like. The record is from RefSeq and is a predicted model, not a curated record. The transcript has 2 exons. The annotation marks the transcript as partial. Gene Ontology annotation, molecular function: protein binding. NCBI's taxonomy places the organism in Eukaryota, Metazoa, Chordata, Mammalia, Rodentia, Muridae.